AUGGAAAGAAGGGACACACUGUUCGAUACUGCAAAGCUCCGACUCAUUCAGCAAAUCAAUCCUCUGGAACAGGCGUUGGUCAAGCCUGUUAUAAUUGUGGUGAAGCCGGACACUUUAAAAGGAACUGCCCCAAGAAGACUACUGCUAGCAACACAGGAAGGGUCCUUACUAUGGGACGAGAAGAAGCAGUGGCCGAUCCCAAUAUUGUCUCGGAAAAGGGAUCCCGAAGGUCAAUUGGAUAGUGAAGGUUAUGUAGAUUGGCAACAUCUUAGUACAAGACUUAAAGAGCAUGAAGUUGGUUUAGAUCAUCUCACAAAUUUAUAUACUUGGUGUGAAAUGUGUGAAAGAUUGAAAGUUAGUGAAACAAUUGAUAAAGUGGGGUAUGAUCAAUUUAACAAAGAAAGGGAGCAUUGGAAAAAAGUACUAUUGAGGAUUAUUGCACUAAUGAAAUAUCUUGCUGAACAUAAUUUAGCAUUUCGUGGAACAAAUGAAAAAUUAUAUCAAAAAAGUAAUGGAAACUUUCUGGGAGUGAUUGAGAUGUUUGAAGAGUUUAACCUGGUUAGGAAAGAGCAUGUGCAUCGUAUCACAAAUGAUGAGAUCCAUGUACAUUAUCUUGGCCACAAGAUAAAAAAUGAGGGGAUACUUUUACUAGCUGAUGAAAUUAAACAAGAAAUCAUUAAAAAGGUAAAGGAGGAAAAAUAUUACUAUAUCAUACUUGAUUGUGCCGCUUAUACAAGUCACCAAGAACACUUGUAUUUGAUAGUGAGUGUUGAAGAAUAUUUUUUAGGUUUUUUGAAUGUUAAAGGGCUCUUUGAUAUUACAUACAAUGAAUUAAAAUCUCUUGGUCUUGAUAUUGACAAUAUGCGGGGAGAAGAGAAUAUCAAACGUUUGACUCCAAAGUCAUUGUCUGCCACUCAGUGGGAAAGUCGUGUUGAUAGUGUGAAGGCUAUUAGACAACAACUUUCAGAUUUUGGAGAAGCUUUACUUGAAGUUGCGGAAAAAUACAACGAUGCUAAAAUUCAAAGUGAAGCUAAAUCGCCAGCAAAUAAUGAGCUUGGUGGAUUUGACUUUUUGGAGUUUAGAGAAACACGGUUCUCCAAGGCGAUUGAUAUUGCAAAGGAACUUUCCGUUGAAAUGAAUAUUGAUCCGAUAUUCUCUCAAAAGCGGCCGGUUAGUAGAAAAAAACAAUUUGAUGAGAAUUCAAGUGAUCAAGAUGUUGUAUUUUCAGUUGAGGAGAAUUUUAAAGUUAAUUACUUUUUAUAUAUUGUUGAUCAAGCGAGUGCUUCUCUUAAAACAAGAUUUCAACAAUACAAAGAAUAUGAAAAUAUUUUUGAUCUCAAGUCAUGUUGUAGCCGUCUCGAAGCCACACUUAAGUCUGGUGAACAAUCAGAUAUAGAUUCUCAUGAACUUUAUAUGGAGUUAAAGCUGCUUGAUAUGUUCUUACCGAGAGAAAUUAUGAGCCUUAUUGAUGUUUUAAAGUAUAUGAAAAAGGUCGAUUGUUUUCCUAAUGAAAUUAUUGCCUACAUAAUCUUAUUGACUAUUCUCGUAACGUUUGCGUCUGCAAAACGAAGUUUUUCAAACUGA
Lactuca sativa (garden lettuce) is the source of this 1584-nucleotide messenger RNA. RefSeq lists its product as uncharacterized. The record is from RefSeq and is a predicted model, not a curated record. NCBI's taxonomy places the organism in Eukaryota, Viridiplantae, Streptophyta, Magnoliopsida, Asterales, Asteraceae.